Tribolium madens (black flour beetle) is the source of this 3599-nucleotide messenger RNA. RefSeq lists its product as uncharacterized. The record is from RefSeq and is a predicted model, not a curated record. Lineage: Eukaryota; Metazoa; Arthropoda; Insecta; Coleoptera; Tenebrionidae. Gene Ontology annotation, molecular function: protein binding. The transcript has 4 exons. The coding region runs from base 207 to 2930 and encodes 907 amino acids.
CUUGACAGAACCUGUUCAUUCAAUAUCAUGCUUUUGUAUAAAACAAAAUAGUCAAUAGCUGGAGUCGGUGUUAUGUUUCAGUGUUACAAAGUCGAGGUAAAAUGCGUUUUUCCGGUAAUUCCUCGCAGCGCUCGUUGGUCGCGUCUGUAAGAGCGUAAAAACCAGAAAUCGACGAAUCGAUUUUCCGGUGAGCUAUGUGAAGAGCCAUGGACUCGGGUCUGGGAAGCGACGAAGACCGCAGAGGUCGAACCAAGGAACAGAAACAACUCCGAAACCAGCAGCUCCUCAGUGGCUGCUUCAUCGACGCGGCGAGUCUCUCCGACGAUGCGGAAGUCGUCGCCGACAUGCGGAGGAGCGACGAGCGAAGACAGGGGGCCCUCAUUUUCCAGUCGUCCAUUCCGCAGUUUUCCAUGCUUCAGAUGGCCGGAAACGAGGCCAGCGAGGUCGCCGCGACGGCCCCCAAUUACCCCGAAACCAGCACGCCCUACAAUUCCAUCGUSCACCUCGAGGAGGAGGCUGCCAGGAAGUCGCCGCUGGGGUUCUACGUCGAUYUGAAUGAGAUGCCCGAGCCGCCGAAGACGCCGCCGGCGACGGCCGCCAAGAAGAACAUCUUCUCGAUGGUGAUCGACUUCGAGGGGCCCAAGAAGGACAAGCCCUCCAAGUUGAGCUCCUCCUUGGUCUCCUACAAGAAGAACAAACAGUCCAAGACGAUGAGUCUCACUACUAAAUACAACGGAAAUAGCAGUCUGUCGUCGAGUGUUAGCUCCAUAAGUUCGGUGGCUGGACCCAGUAGACAAGUGGAGGAUGAGAAGGAAGAAGUUGAGAAUAAUUGCAAUAAUCAAUCCUCCAGUUCAAGUGAGAAUUCCCCGAUGCAGAAAAGCGAGGAUGAGUCAUGCCCUCACGAAUUGGAAGACAAGAGUAAAACAAUAGAAGAUGUGGAAAAAAAAUCGGAAGAAACUCAAGUUAAAAAUGAAGAGAUUAAAGAAAAUGAGACUCAGGAGCGACCCCAGUUUGUCAAACUCUCCGACUUAGAAUGUCAAAAACCAAGAAUGGAUCUGAAUUUCACUCCCCGAAUGAGCAAAUCCAUCCCCGAGAGUUCAUGGGUGGAAAGUCCACUUCUGAUGUCGAGAUCUGCUGGGUAUCGCAGCGCCCCACAUCCUCUCGAACCCGAAUCUGGAGAUUUUUCUGAUUCUGGUAGCGCUACUGAUACCAGCGUAUCUCAACCCAGACGUUCAGUGCAACGCUUAGGAACAGAUCUACUUCGAAUGUUUUUGGAAGAAAUUGGACCAGAUGUUACCGUUGAAGUAGACGGRCAUAAAUUGAAAGCACACAAAUGCAUUCUGGCGUCUAGAUGUCAAUAUUUCGCCGCCUUAUUGAGYGGAAAUUGGUUGGAAGCUUCCGGAAAUAUUAUCUCAUUACAAGGCUUUUCGUAUGAAUCAGUUUACUUCGCUCUCUGUCAUAUCUACAGUGGGGCCGCCCACGUGCCCGACUCAAUCAGCCUCGUCGAACUAGCCUCCCUAGCCGACAUGUUAGGUCUCGAAGGCCUCAAAGAAGUAGUCGAGCAUGCUUUAAAACAGCGUCACUGUCACAACUUUCACAAACCAUGUGCCGGCUGCUGCACCGGAGUCCUCGAAGUCCUUCCCUUAUCAGCCGCUUAUGGUUUAGACGACUUGUACCAAAAAUGCCUCCAAUGGAUCACUCAGCACUUCGUCAGAGUCUGGCCAAGUCGCGCUUUUGCCACUUUGCCUCGCGAAUUGCGCGAGAAGUGCUACCAACAACACGUCGUCCAUAUGACAGCCGACAAAGUCCUAGAAACAAUAGUGAGUUGUGAUAAAGUCUUGGCCACUUUGCCCGCAUUGCGAUGGGCCGAGCCUGUCACUCAGCUAGUUUUGCAACUUUCGGAUGCUUGUCAUUUGUAUCAUAGACAACAUUUCGCAGCGGUGUUAGCAUCGCCGUCGUUUGUAGCAUUGGAUGCUGGAUUGGGAUGGAGUGUUGGACAAGUCGAGGACCAAAUGGUCGCUGCUGCAGGAAAUUUAAGUGUCGAGCAGGCUUGCAGGAGUUAUGCGAGAUGUUGCAAGAUGGUCGACCAGAACUGGAGUAGGCCGUUUAAUGAUCUGUUGUUUAAAAUUAAAGUGCAAUUAGAACAGUGUUUAGUAGCGCAGUCGGAUAGGCUGAUUCGAAGCAAUGCAUGGCUGAGACUAGAUUCGGCUUUGAGAUGCCGCAUAAAAGACUUGACCCCCGUUGUGGAGCCCGUGAGUCGCUUGCCUCGAGCGACCCCAAAACGAACAAAAAAAUCGCCUCUUCAAUCAGCUACAAAAUCGCACAGCCAGAGUCCGACAAUAAGCUCGUCUGACUCCUCCCGCAACUCAAGCCCCGGGAUGAACCAAGCCCAGUCUCGUCUACACAAUUCCGGCGGAAGUCCUUCUCUUCGCAGGAGUCUCCUUCUAGCGGCGAGAGCGCCCCAGGUGCCCCCCAGCCCGUCCACUCACCGGCGCAGUACUCUAACUCAACCCACCCAGGCCAGCGCUGCCAAAUCGGCUCCAUCCAAGAACGUCAAGACCACGCCCAGGAACCCUCCGCCCAAAGCCACACCUCCUCAGAGGAAACCCCCGGCGCGAAGCGCCGUCUCUAAUCCUAAUCUAAGGAAACCAACAAAUCCAACGCUCUCUAGCAAAAAGCCGAUUAGUAGGUCGAGCUCGCCCUUGAAGGGCGACAGUAGGGCCAGCUCGCCGAGGAAGGUGGACAGUAAGGUCACUUCGCCGAUAAAAGCCGAUGUUCGGACGUCUUCGCCCAAGAAAAUGCAAAAUGGGAAAGUCGGGUCGCCGAGAAAGGAAGCGAAGGAGAGCAAGGAAAGCAAACCUCUACCUACAAUACAAAGGUCGAGCACUUUUCUCAAAGAUGAGCCCACUGUUUUGGGGAAAGUUAAGUAAAGGGAUGUUUCCAGCUAGUCCAUUCCUAGUCAGGCAUAUUUUGUUUCGUUUUUGAUCUCGUUAUUGUAUUAUUUUUGUAUGUUUGUAAUUAGAAAACAUUGUGAUAUAUAUUACAUUUAAAUGCUUCACAUGAAUCAAAUUUUAGUCGUUUUUAAAUUAAAUACAUUCCAUAAAUGUGAUAAUUUAACUCAGAUACUAAAACGCAGAGUACUUUGUGUUUUAAUUAAUUUAGCUCGAAACUACUCACUUAACUUCAAGCAAAAUUAGUUAAAAAAUUGUGCAUUCAAAAAUAUUUAUGUUUAAAGGUGCCAGCUGUUAUGCUACCCACAUUUUAUGUACUGUCUUAAGUUGUCUUGUAAAUUAAAUUCAAAGACUGAAUUUAUUAAACAAAUCAAGUACAAAUUUUGGGUAAUCAAAUUUACCAGCGUGGGUAGUAUUCUGUGAUUUUUUUAGGUGUUUAACGCUUUUAAAUUAAUUUUAAUCACGUUCAUGUGAAGUUCCUGAUAUUUGAUUAAGCGUUGUUGAUAAGAGUGAACAAAGUACGUGGAAUAUAAGAUAGAUAUCUAAAGGGAAAUGACAGAUUCGUAUAUAUUAAUUUACUAUUGUAAUAGUUGUUUCAUAACAAAUGUUUAUAAUUUCAUGUAAAUUAAAUAAAGUAGAUAUUUUUAA